GCCUCUAUCAGCAUUGGUGUAGGGGCCGCCGAGAGGAUGCGGGCGGCGUGCGGAGCCAUGGCCAAUUUCCACCUGGCUCUUAUUCAGCUUCAGGUAUCUGCUGUUAAGUCAGAUAACCUUCAAAGAGCCUGUGGACUGGUGAGAGAAGCAUCAGCUAAAGGAGCAAAAAUUGUGGCUCUACCUGAAUGCUUUAAUUCUCCAUAUGGAACUCAGUACUUUAAGGAGUAUGCAGAGAAGAUCCCUGGGGAAUCAACACAAAAGCUCUCAGAAGUUGCAAAGGAAUGCAGCAUAUAUCUCAUUGGAGGAUCCAUCCCAGAAGAGGAUGAUGGAAAGCUGUAUAAUACAUGUACUGUCUUUGGGCCUGAUGGUGCUAUGUUGGCAAAGCAUAGGAAGGUCCAUUUGUUUGACAUAAAUAUUCCUGGGAAAAUACAGUUCAAAGAGUCUGAAACACUGAGUCCAGGGAAUAGUUUAUCCAUGUUUGAUACUCCAUACUGUAAAGUGGGCCUGGGCAUCUGCUAUGAUAUCAGAUUUGCUGAGAUGGCUCAAAUCUACGGACAGAAAGGUUGCCAGCUGCUAAUAUAUCCAGGGGCUUUUAACCUGACAACAGGACCAGCUCACUGGGAACUGCUACAGAGAGGAAGAGCUGUUGAUAAUCAAGUCUACGUAGCUACUGUAUCACCUGCUAGAGAUGAAAAAGCAUCAUAUGUUGCCUGGGGACACAGCACUGUAGUAAAUCCAUGGGGUGAAGUCAUAGCCAAAGCUGGGGCUGAGGAAACAGUUCUAUACACAGAUAUAGAUCUGAAGAAACUCACAGAAGUACGUCAACAAAUUCCUAUUUUAAGCCAGAAACGUUGUGAUCUCUAUAGCAUAGAGAUGAAAAAGUGAAGCUGGGUAAAUAGGGAAGGUUCAGCUGGCAAAAUGGCUGCUGCCUAAUGCAAGUUAAAUUAAAAAAAAAAACAACAACAAACCAGAAGCAAAAAAAAAAUCAAACAGCUUGGUGGUUUGAGUCUAAAACUGAUAGUAUGAUUCUAAUAGAACCUUAAAAAAAUUAAGUAUGAGAGAGGAUAUAAUAGUAUUUUUACAGCCAAGAUAAAGAUGGGGGUGAAAUCAGUUCAACACAGUAGUAUCUAACAUUGCUUUUUUAUGGAUGACAAUGUUUCAGUUACUUUUGGGGGCUUUUUUUGUAGAACAUGGGUCAUUCUUCUCUCUGGAAAUCCUCUGAAGGCUGCUUUGGUACUUUGACUUUUUCAGUGACUUGUCAGAUGAUCUGGAAGCAUGAUGCUUCCAUCUGUCCUUUGUAGUUUUAUGUGCCUUAACAAGGUUCCUUGAAUGCCCAACUUCUAACUUGGAAAACUUAAAAUUUAACUGACUAAGCAGAAGAGACAAAAUUCUGCUCUGUACUAUUUAGGAACAAUUCAAGAAGCUGCCAAGGAGAAUUACUGCUACAGAAAAAUCUGUGAUAGAUUUUGGUUUGAGUGUCUUGCCUGGAAUCUUUGUAUUAAAUUAACUUUUGCUUAUUGCUGAAGUGAUGUGGGUUA
Molecule: messenger RNA, 1538 nt
Organism: Calypte anna (Anna's hummingbird)
Lineage: Eukaryota; Metazoa; Chordata; Aves; Apodiformes; Trochilidae
Gene: NIT2
Product: nitrilase family member 2
Exons: 10
Coding region: 37-885 (282 amino acids)
Biological process (GO): oxaloacetate metabolic process; L-glutamine metabolic process
Cellular component (GO): mitochondrion
Molecular function (GO): omega-amidase activity
Source: RefSeq, a predicted model, not a curated record